Molecule: messenger RNA, 1879 nt
Organism: Musa acuminata subsp. malaccensis (wild Malaysian banana)
Lineage: Eukaryota; Viridiplantae; Streptophyta; Magnoliopsida; Zingiberales; Musaceae
Product: protein DETOXIFICATION 27
Biological process (GO): xenobiotic detoxification by transmembrane export across the plasma membrane
Cellular component (GO): membrane
Molecular function (GO): antiporter activity; xenobiotic transmembrane transporter activity
Source: RefSeq, a predicted model, not a curated record
UAUAUCUUCUGGGACGCAACGAGAUUGGUAAUAUUCAUGAAGCCACUGCAAGUACUAAUCUCAAUAGUUACCUAGCAUGGCCUACGGUUAGGUUAGAACCAAGUUUGAUAGUCAAGGGUGGGUGAAAGAAGACAAAGCUCUCGCUGAAGGGGCUCCAAGCUCGUCUAUAAACAGGACGGUGGAACCAGCGGAGGAAGAUGAGACAUGGAGGUCCAAGAGGAGAGCGUCCCUCUGCUGACAAAUGGUGGGACGGGGUUAGCGAGGAGAGUGUGGGAGGAGUCGAAGAAGCUGUGGGCGGUGGUGGGGCCGUCGAUGAUCGGAAGGCUCGCCUUGUAUGGAAUGUGCGUGAUCACACAGGCGUACGCAGGGCACGUCGGUGAUCUCGAGCUGGCGUCCUUCUCCAUCGCCACCACUGUGGUGGCGUCGUUUGCGUUCGGCUUUAUGCUUGGCAUGGCGAGUGCCAUGGAGACGCUGUGCGGGCAAGCUUUCGGGGCCAAGCGGUACCACAUGCUGGGUGUGUACAUGCAACGAUCCUGGGUCGUGCUCUUCGUCUGCGACAUCCUCCUCCUCCCCUUGUACUUGUACGCCACCCCGUUGCUGGAGUUGCUGGGGCAGCCGCGGGAGAUAGCAGAGCAGGCCGGAUACCUCUCGCUGUGGCUGCUGCCCAUGCAUUUCUCCUUCGUCUUCCUGUUCCCGCUGCAGAGGUUCCUCCAGUGCCAGCUGAAGAACUCCGUCAACGCCGCCUUCACCGUCCUCGCCCUCCUUGUCCACGUCCUCGUCAGCUGGUUGCUCCUGGAGAAGCUGAAGCUGGGGCUCACCGUCGCCACGCUGACGCUCGACUUCUCUUGGUGGGUGGCGGUGGUGGGUCAGUUUGGGUACGUUGUCUGCGGGGGUUGUCCUCGUACUUGGAAGGGCUUCUCCUUUGAAGCAUUCGCCGAGCUGUGGGGGUUUCUGAAGCUGUCGGUCUCAUCCGGUGUCAUGCUCUGCUUGGAGAACUGGUAUUACAGGAUACUUGUUCUACUGGCAGGUAAUCUAAAGAAUGCUGAAAUAGCUGUGGAUGCUCUCUCUGUCUGCAUGAAUAUAAACUCCUGGGAGAUGAUGAUUCCAUUGGCCUUCUUUGCUGGCACAGGAGUCCGGGUUGCUAAUGAGCUUGGAGCAGGCAAUGGAAAAGGCGCAAGAUUUGCUACCAUUGUCUCUGUGGCAACAUCUACAGCUGUUGGCCUUGUCUUCUGGUCUCUAAUCAUCGGUUUUCAUGACAAAAUUGCUCUUAUCUUUUCAACAAGUCGAGUCAUUCAGGAGGUUGUUAACAGGCUAUGUAUCCUAUUGGCAUUCAGCAUUCUUCUCAACAGUGUCCAACCAGUUCUUUCUGGUGUUGCUGUUGGGUCAGGGUGGCAAGCAUUGGUGGCAUAUGUGAAUAUUGGAACAUACUACUUCAUUGGCAUCCCUUUUGGAUUGAUUCUAGGGUGGAUUUUUGAACUUGGCAUUCUGGGCAUUUGGGCUGGAAUGAUUGGUGGAACAGGCAUUCAGACAUUGAUAUUGGCCAUUUUGACCAUUCGAUGUGACUGGGAUAAAGAGGCAAUGAUAGCUAGGGACCGUGUAAAGAAAUGGUCAGUUGCAGCCGACGAUAUACGUACAAAUUCCUGAACAGCACAAAAAUUGAUCAGGCAAACGUUAAAGUCAACUAUGAUUGCCAGUUAUCCUUGGAGAAAAUUAUAUUAAAUUUAUAAAAAUGCAACAAGUGGUAAGAAAAGAAGCAUCUAGAAAUAAGGAGAUCAUUAUAUGAUUAGCCAAUGAAUUCUUGCAUAUUAAACUCCAUGGAUUUGUAAGUAUUGCAAUGGACAGCUAUUGGCAAUAAUCCACUAUUCUGAUUUCUGAGUAU